Messenger RNA from Helobdella robusta, 1371 nucleotides. RefSeq lists its product as hypothetical. NCBI's taxonomy places the organism in Eukaryota, Metazoa, Annelida, Clitellata, Rhynchobdellida, Glossiphoniidae. The transcript is spliced from 3 exons. The record is from RefSeq and is a predicted model, not a curated record. The coding region runs from base 1 to 1371 and encodes 456 amino acids.
AUGUACAACUUGGUGCAUCCGCUUGAUCUUCAGUACUUCUCUAGGGCACAUGAACAAUUGAUAAAGACGGGAAGCAGCGGCAUGGUCGUCUACCGCGUGGUCAGCAAGAACAUGAAGGUCCUCUGGAUGCAGACCAACUGCAAACUCCUCUACAGGAGCAGCAAACCGGAAACCAUUGAAGCAUUCAAUCGCCUGCUCACGGAGGAUGAAGGUUUGAACCUGCUUUCGAAGCGGAACCAGCAGUUCACAUUGCCAUACAGCCAGUCUAACCAGAUCUUCAAUGACUUACGAACGCACGAACCAACAUUCCAACAGAGUGUUGACAAAUUCGAAACAUUUCACAAUCAAAUGAUUUCGAUGGACAUUCCACGGCUGAAGGCGGUGAACGUAGAAGAGCACCCACAACCGACAUCCAGAACUGACCACCACCACACAUCAUCAGUGAAAAAUAUUUACUACGCUGUUAAUGAAUACGACUACACAUAUCAGUACGGAGAUGCGAGCCAACAUGAGCUCACCAACCGUCUUAUCUGUGAAGUUGGCGCUGCUCACCGCAAGCCUUCGUUUGACUGCAACAUCCAGCAGAGCGUUGUGAACAACGGCUACGACUACAUGAACGUGAGCAACUUGAAGAACAACAACUCCAACAACUCUUUGUCGAAUGCGAACGUGUUAAGCAACAUAACAAACAACAACAUCGUCAACAAUAAUGUUAUGAACAACAACAUUACAACAAACAUCAUCAUCAACAACAACAACAACAACAGUAUGAAUACUAAUAGCAACAUCGGUGCAAAUAACAACGUGAUAAGAAAUAACCAAAUAAGCGAUUUGAAUAUCUCAACUAACAACAACAACACAAAUAAUAAUUUAAUGAAGAGCAACAACACAAACAACAACCGCAGCAUAAAUAACAACGUUCCUAUUAACAAUUCAAGCUACGCUAUCAUCGACAAACUUGCAAAAAACGCCUUCGCUGCACUCACAACACCACAAACAACAACAACAACAAAUAACAUCGUUCUUUAUGAUAACUGGAUCAACAAUACUAACAUCACUUUAACAAACAACAACUUCAAUCCAGCUAACGUUAAUUUGUUUAGCAGCAGCAGCAACAACAACAACAACACAACUUUAACUAACACAACAUACGCUGGUCAACAUGUAUUACAAUGUCCGAAAAAUAACAUCAACAACAGCAGCAAAAAUAUCAAUAAUAACAACAACAGCAGCAACAUUACCACACGCAACAACAUCAGUUCUAACAACAUUAUAACAACAACAAUUUGCAACAAAGACAACAGCAGCCAACAAAUUCAAACACGAGGUUCGGUCAUAAAAGUGAAGUCAAUUAGGAGCAAUAACAAGUGA